Molecule: messenger RNA, 1554 nt
Organism: Dichotomopilus funicola
Lineage: Eukaryota; Fungi; Ascomycota; Sordariomycetes; Sordariales; Chaetomiaceae
Exons: 3
Coding region: 1-1554 (517 amino acids)
Biological process (GO): regulation of transcription by RNA polymerase II
Molecular function (GO): DNA-binding transcription factor activity, RNA polymerase II-specific; zinc ion binding
Source: RefSeq, a predicted model, not a curated record
AUGGAUGAGACCGACGAAACGGUUGGGUCCAGCCUAAGCGGCAGUGAGCAACGCCAGCUCAAGACCCGCAGACCCCACAGAAAGUCGAGAUUUGGGUGUACCAAAUGCAAGGCACGAAGGAUUAAGUGCGACGAGGCCAUGCCGCGUUGUUCUAGGUGCGAGAAGAUGAACCUCUCCUGCCAAUACCGCAAGAGGAAGGACGCUGAGGGCUGGACCGAGCCCCCGGAUUUCUCGUGGCUGGCUCAGACGCUGGAGCCCGCAGACUUUGAGCUCUUCAAGCACUACUUGGAACACACUAGCAAGCACCCCACCGUGGGUGAGCAAGACAAGUACACCCUGCAGAUCGGCAUUCCCAACUUAGCCUGCCAAAGCAAGCCGCUUAUGCGGUCUGUUUUGGCGCUCGCUGCUGUCUGCAAGUGCUGCGAUAUGAUUGACCAGCCGCUGGACGUGUAUGAUCAUGAGGCACGCCGCGAGCAGGUCGCUGAACUGUUGCGGCUGGCACACCAGUACCAUCUUGAUUCUUUGCACGAGAUCCAGGCAACCCUCCACCAGUCGACCAACUACGACCACAUCUUGGCGAAUGCCGCCAUGAUGGGCAUGUACGGUUCCGCCAGCCACUGCGCCCGGAUCUGGCUCGCUAAGACCGCGCCGUACGGCGAGCCGUGUGGGGGUGACCUUGCCCCCGGGUGUCCCCAGUGGAUGAGCCUGUUCCGCGCCGUUCGUCUGGCAUACGCAGGACUGCUCAAGAACUCACCCCAGGGGAGUCCAGUCAGCUCGCCCAACGGUCUCGCAGCACACUCUGAGUACCGUGCACCCUCGCAGACUCCGACAGAUGAUGCAGCUGGCCCAACAAUCACCAGCCAUCCUCUGGGCCCGAUCCUCGCUGCAACGGUCGGUCCAGCACUCACCCGCCUGAACGAGAAGGCGGCCGAAGUGCAGCUGCUGGCCCACACCAACGGCUCUUACACCCGUCCUCUGCAAUCCUGCUUCGAGGCACUCGACAUGCUCGGCAAAAUUGUGGCCAGCAGUUUCCCUCCACCACAAUCACCGGCCGGCUCAUGCCCGGGGACAAGACCCAGCACACCAACAACUGACCCAACCGCCAUGCUCUCGGAAAUCUCUCCCUGGCUUCGCCGUUACACAGCCAGCAUCUCUUCCAUGGUCCCUUCCCCCAUGCCCCGUCGCACCAUCAUGUCCUUCAUCCACAAAGUACCCACUAGUUUCCUCACUCUCGUCCAGGAUGUCAUCCCGUUGAUGCCGACUGACACCGAGCCGUCGGGAGGAGCGAUGGGCGCGAUGUCGGAACUCACUCUCGCGCAUCAUUUGGCCUUUGAAAUCUUCACCCACUGGUUGGUGUUGGUCAUGUUGCUAGAUAAUGUCUGGUGGAUUGGGGGCAUCGGCGCGUGGGAGCUGGGGCGUGCUGUUGCGUUGAGGAAGUCGAUGGUUGAGAUGAACUGGCAGAUGGGGUUGUCCUGGGACCGGGAGGGUGAGAAUGGGGAGUGGUGGCCGGAGAGUAUGUAUGAGGUGGGGAGGUUGCUGGAGAAGCAUCGAUGA